GCACCCCACAUCCCCACGUGGAUAGGUAACGAGUCGACUGUAAGGUAUGAAGUUCGAGUAGCUGUAUUAGUAUUGUACAUUUCAAUUUCAUAGUAAUUCUACUGAUACCAGCUACAAGAGUCAAAUAUCUUCCAGCCAGAAAUGAAUAACAAGUGAUGAGUAGCUAGAAAUACGUAGUUGAGACUUACCCAACGUGUAAUGUUGAAAUUUGUUGUCCAGAUUUGAUUUCAUUCUAGAGUUGAAACAUUGUCUAGCAGUUCGAAUAUUUUUAUUGCUGGUUGUAGAUUUUUCCAUUUGCGGUCAUGUAUAUUAUUCGUUCCCCCAUAACCUAAGCCUGAGCAUUAGCUAUGUUUGUAGAAGCUGUCACUUCAAAAAUAUUGUAGAGAAGUUUUGGACUAAAAAGUAGUAAGUACUAUAUCUAUAGAUAGAGCAUUGGCGAGCAGUGGUUGUUUUCGUAAUCUAAAAUAUUUUCGUACAUUGAUUUCUUAUAAUAUAUCUAUGAAUACUCUUUCAGCCAAUGUGAAGGAUCCCCAACCUAACCUAACCUCAAUCAACUACAUUCUGGAUACAUAGACCAUACAGCGAUCGUUUCCCGGGAGCCAAGAAGCUACCAAGAUCUACAGAAGCUGUGUAGGAAUAGAAAUAUUGGUUUUGAUAAUUUUAAUUCCUCGAAAGUGAUAAUUGAUUUCUCGACGUACUAGAAUCAUGUCGUUGUAGUUACCAGUUGACAUGUUGGUGAGCGCUGAAUACUUAAGCCGUUGUUCGCGGGGUGUGAGUCUUGUAGACCCUGUCUUGAAGUCUCCUAAGUUCACUUCAUCGAACCGCUAGAGAAUUGUUCGAACCACUAUCUUGGGGCAUCGAUCAUGUUUUGACCCUUUGUCAGUUAGCAGUCAAUCGUAUUUUUGAAUCUUUUUCCGGGGACGGGGGAGUCUCUUGAUUUGAUAUACCAAGUGAGGUUCGUGUAAGAAUAUGCGCCCAGCAUACGGAUGGUGGUGCAGUCCCUCGCUCGAUUGUCCCUCCAGUCGAUCUUCUAGUCUUUUAUACUCAGCUCUAAUAUGCAGAAACUGUGUAUAAACUAAAACUAUAGGUAAAAAAGUCAUCGCAAUAGCAAGAACAAAGUAUGCUCUUCGUAGAAAGCAUACGUUCGUAAAAGAAUUUGCAUCGUUCGACUUCGAUUUACAUCGUCCGAUGGGCCUCAACCUUAGUCGAGUAAAGAUUGAUAUUCAGCAUAGGACGUCAUCGUAUCGCCCUUUUGAUAUGUGAUGAAAACACAUCAUUUCUUCAGUUUCCACCCUCUUAAAGUUCUCUAGGACCUUCGCACUGUCUUGAUCUCGACACCAGCUUCAAGAAGUGCCUUGUCAGUAUGAGUAAGAUAGAUUGUCCUGUAAUAAUAUUCAACAGGAGGUUGUAUCAUGAACUAUGAACUACUGAGAAAGAACAAGAAGAAAUUGAAGUACCCAGAAUUUGUUGAAAUGCUGUUACUGAUGAAUAAAAUGUCCAUUAGAUGUUUGUCGAUCAUAAAUGUGAGUAAGUACUUGUUAUGUGGUGCUGUUCACUUGCUGUUGUAUUGAAAUAGAAUUCAGUUGUGUGUAUUGAUUGUGGAUGUGUAUAUUCAAUAUUACUGUGGAUAAGUUCAUGGAGAGUUACAGAUAAGGGUAAGUACAGUAGGCUUUCUUCAAAGUUUAACUUAUAUAUUGAGUGAUUGAUCUAUAAGUAUAAAUAUAAUUCAUUGUAGUUAAAGAUACAAGAAGAUUUCAAAUGAAGUUGUAGUGCUGUGUCACUUACCAAGGUGUGUUUCUUCAUGAGCACGGUAAUAAAUACUAUUCACACUAGAUGAAUUGAACUGCUAACUUAGAAGGAUUGGAUGAGCGAAUCCUUUAAGUCAUUCUCUGAGAGUUGUAGUCCGAUUUGUUUCUGACAGGAGCAAAAACUGGAUCACUUCUGUGGCGUGCCCGAGGGCCAAUCAGGCGAACCCUUUUGCUGGACAGGAUUACAAUUGGACGCCAACAAGAUCAACAUACGAGGACAGCAGCAGAUUGCUUACUAAGUGAGGCGCCAAAGGAGCAGCCUAUCCGAGAGCUUCGGUUCUCGUCACUGCGUGGCCAGAUCUUUAGUCAGUACCCGACGAGGAGGAUCUGCUUCUCUAUCUCCACUUCUGAGCUUAGUUUUUAGGGGGCCGGAGCCGUGAGUGCUGGUGACCGAAGAAACUGCAGAGGAUUCGGAGCUCUAUUGGGCGUUUUUGGAACGAAUACGAGCAGCUUCGGGGAAGUCGAUUACCAAAGCAACUUUUUCUGAACGACUCUAAAAAUCCGAAAGUGUAUGAUCAAGCAGACAAAGUUUUGUCAUCGGAAAGUCUAUAAGUCAUCGUCAAAUAUCAGAAGAAGAAUAGAACUGGAGACAAACAUCAGGAACAUCAACAACCACUUUGGAAAAUCCUGGUGCGAGUCUGGAAGUAGUUAUUCUCCAGUACAACGAACUGGAGGUAGUGCCGGAGACGUUCUCUUCUAGGACUGAAGAAAAUUAUCGUCCUGGUCGUCAUCAAGUACAUUGGAUAAAAUCUCGGAAUCUUUGCGCCUGCCUUCGAGGGAGUAGUACCAGCAGUUCAGAAAACAACGAGACCACCGUGACCAUGUUUCCUCAACAAGGAGGUGGAGGGAAGUACCCGGGUGGAAGCAAGGGGAGUACACCACGACGGUUUGAUGAUCCUCCACCACCCUUUCCGGGCCGCGGAGCAUUUCCGCCGCCAGUGCCGGACUCACCUGUAGAACGCGAGGUUCAACAGUGGAUGAAUGAAAUGGCUGCAGGUACAAAUAUUUGAAUCAAUCAUGUAGUUCACAUUCAUCAAGUGAGUAAUUCAACAUGGAUGAUGAUGAAUGUUAGAAGUAACUACUUUUGUAUGAAAAUAUGUAUCUUGACGGAGUUCCUAGGGUCUGGGUCUGGUCUCAACCUUGAUUUGGCAGGUCAAACCGGAGACAAAUAAUUCGCUGCUCAACUACAACUAGUAUCACACACUAAUAAAUAGGUAUGGGACCUGGAGCGGGUUCGCUCCUUAGCGAUCCGCAGUUUUUGAGCUCGCUCUUGCCUGCUCUUCGUGGCGCAGACAGUCUUUAUCAAGGCGGCGCGGGUGGCAUAGGGCUGGGACAGCAGCCUGGUGGAGUGAGUGCUGGACUUGCAGGUAGCUAUACCGGUCUCGGGCAGACAGCGCAGCUGCUCGGGCCGUGGGCGGGCGGACUAGGCGUUCAGGGUGGGCUCUCGCAGAACCCGUUUGCACAACAGAGUCCACAGCCGGGGUCCGCAGAAGAGGCAGCAGCCCUAACGACCUUGCUGCACCGCCAUCAGCUGCUGCAGCAAAUGGGCAACGCAGUAUCAGGUGGGGGACUAAGCAACAGCCCAAGUGGCCGCCUUUUGCACCAGAACAACGACUUCCAGAACAUGCAGGAUGGCGGAAAGCAUCGAGGAGGCUUCGGUCCUAUGCAGCAGGGAAAAGGUACUACAACUAACUCGUGCAUUUUCUCGGGACCACAAGAAACCAGAAACACGACUUGUGGUAAUGAUAUGGAACUAGUGGCAUUGCAAGGACUAAGCAAUCUUGCUGGUAGGAGACUCUUCACUAUUGAUAAAUGUUGACUUUCCUGCUCUCAACCCCAAUCAUGACCUGGACUAACUAUCUUUAUCCUGCUCACCUUCAGGCGGCGGCAUGAAGGGCCGCGGAAAGGGAAAGGGGGAUGGCAAACAGCAAAAGGGGAAGGGCUUUCAUGACCGACCCGAGUCACCAACGAUGGGGGGUAGGGGCAAGGGCGGAGGUAAGCAGGAAGACAGAGGGAAAUUUGGUGGCAAUAUGAACAAAGGCGGAGGUGUCGGCAAACCUAUGGGUUCGCCUUCGUCAAAAGGAAGCAACAAGGGCUUUGUCUCACAGUACGGCGGUGGAAAGGGCGGCGGAAAGGAUCAAGGAGGUGGUGGUUACCAAGGACAAGGAGGAAAAGGCAUGUCGCUCGACAGCCUACCACCAAACUGCUCUCAAACGCUCUACGAAUUCAGGAUGCGAGGUGUCAAAAAAGAGCUCCACGAAAUACUUCCUCACUUAGAAGAGUUCUGCAGGGAUCAGUACGGUUCAAGACUAAUCCAGCAAAAGCUACAGGUAAGGCAAUUUAUAGUUUUUGUUUUCAUUUCUACAACUUGUCCGUGCAUAUGCUGGUAUUAACGAGGCUGUUCACCAUCGGUGUCGAUCAGACAGUCUGGAGAAUGUUGAUGUAGUGACUUCGCACGAGAAUGAAACACUGCAUGAUCAUGGUUCCUAGGAAAGAUGCAAAAAUACAUCGUCUCUGUACAAUCAAAGCCUUCCACAAACAAACGAAUCCAAGGUUGCAGCUGCGCACGAGAAAAGCGCGUUUUUUGGGGCCUUAAAGCAGCACGUGAAGGAGCUUGUCCUUGACCCUUUUGCCAACUACGUGGUGCAAAAAUUCUUCGAAAGAGGCAACCGCGAACAGCGCGAAGGCCUUGCGGUGGAGUUGAAGGGGAAAGUCUUGGAGCUCUCAUACCACGUCUUUGGAUGUUGGGUGAUGCAGAGGCUACUAGAGUGUUUAGACACAAACCCGGAACUCCAGCUCGAAUUAGCGCACGAACUAGAGCCGGAACUGCUCAAACUUGUCGUCAAUCAAAACGGUAUUGAUUUCGAUUUCGAUUAAUUGGUCAAUUUUUUCGAUCACAAUCGAUCGAUAUGAAAGAAUGAUCCAUCAUCGAAACGUCCACAACCUCCAAGUAUCUACGUGAGUGAUACAAAGGACCAUCGUCCGCACUACGUGAAUGAUACAACCUAUCAAAUAUCGACGCGGCCUGACAAUGAAAAGCACAAACUAACAUCUGAGUUCGAAUUUCUCCACCCACGCUAUGCUACUAGGCAACCACGUGAUACAAGCGGCUGUGGAGAAUAUGCCUCCUGAAAAUACGCAAUUUAUUGUUCGGGCAUUAGUCGGACACGCUGGGGAAAUGGCCAGACACACCUACGGCUGUCGAGUACUCCAGCGCAUAGUGGAGCGGUGUAGCCCUCAAGAUGUGGAGCCAAUAAUGGCUGAAAUUAUACCAGACUUGGAAGAGCUAGUUCGGGACGAGUACUUUUUGAUUAUCUACUGAUAAUCGACCGAUAAUAAGAUUUCAAUUUCCGUUGCCCUGUAAUAGUUGUAUUGACUCCAUCGAUCUCUCUACUGAUCUAUCUUUAGAUAUCUUGUUUCGCAUCUUUUCCCCCAACAAUCACAAUGCUGCUCAUUCUGGCAUUUAGGGGAUGUAAUAGUUCCCAUCGCUUGCAUUUUUCAAAUCUUUGACUUUCAAUUACCACAUAAGGUACGGGAAUUACGUCGUGCAGUCUGUAGCGGAGAGAACAAGCGUUCCUAAUCGAGCAGCAGUUAUAGAUUUCGUUUCCGAAAACCUAGUGAAACUAGCGACAAACAAGUAUGCGUCCAACGUUUGCGAGAAAGCGCUGAUGUUUUCCGGCGAUGCCGACGUGGAGCGCCUCACUGGUAUUGUUCUUAACUUCCACUACGUCAAGGAGAAGUACUAUGUGUAGUUCAAGAUUGAUUGUAUUGGUUGGUGAGGCCCAUGCAUCUACAUGCUAAAAAGCAACGAACACGUUCUUAUUCUUCAUACGCUUGCUCAAUGUGCUUCUAUAACACAACCACUUUUCAGAAAUAAUACUCGGCUCGGACGAAGACCCGGAACCACCAAUAUUGAUGAUGGUGAGGCAUCGAUAUGCAAAUUAUUGCGUGCAAAAGAUGCUAGAAAAAAUCCAAGUUGAUAGCCCAUUUGUGGAAAGAUGUGCGAAGAGGUAUACAAACUUACAACAUAGUUUGUAAUGAAUUAGCUUCUAAGAAGUACUAGUUUUUGUUCUAGUUUUUGUUAAGUCAAUACUAUAUAUAAGGAGAGAGUCUGUCAACUACAGCUUCACCUUACAGAGUCGAUUGUGAGUAUCUCGUUCUCGUUCUUGUAGGAUCCAUCUGCUAGUCGCUACCUCCUUUAUUUUUUCCACCGCUUUCUCUUUUCUAAUGAGCAAGGUUGGAAAAUUCAUAUUUCAUCACCUCCAGGUUACGGAAUCAUAUACCACAAAUCCGCACCUAUGUGUACGGGCGUCACAUCUUGCAGAGUCUCGCGCGCCUGAACAUCAUCAGACCGGAAGAGAUCGAAGGGCCGCGUGUUCGACAGCCGAGAGGCGCGGAGCACGUGCGCGGACCUCAACGGACACCACGGUAGUUGGCGUAAACAACUUUGUGGUGGGUGGAGGAGGAAAUACUGACCUCACGUGUCGGUAAAACAAGCAAAAAGGUUGAUGUAAUAGCGGGUGUCUAUGAAGAGCACACCUUUUCAGUUCUAUUCGUAAAAUACGUCGAUUUUCAUUGUAUUAUUGGACGAUUACUGCUAUUCAAUGGUCUAGCUCUUCCUGCUUUCCUCUCUUGUUUAUGUUCGCUGACGCGACUAGGUGGUACUUACGAAUCUACGGAUCAUAAAAAUGAACUCUACCAAAUGGCGUCAUGGAAAUGAACCCCGCAAAAUUUGGCAAUAUUUUGAGAAGAACACAUUCCAGCGAAGUGUCGUAUUCUGAUUGUUGUAGUCGUAUUCUGUACACUUGAUAUGAGACCCCAUUCCCGCAGUAGAGUCACACCGAGCUCCACCUCUUGCACUGAUUUGAUAGAUCCAUUUUUGCCAAACCCUAAACGUCAGAACCCCAUUCUAGCAGUCGUCUCGCUUUUUUCCUAUGAUGAACUCGAAGAGCAGAUCAAGCAAGAGCAAUUAAUACUGUUAACAAGAUGGAAUUGCAGUUGUAGAUCUCGCGAAAAACAGACAGAUUAAACUACAGACAAGUUAUGCUUUAAAUAUAGUUACUUCUUUGCUUAUAUUAGACCACUUAAGCGCCCGGGGGCAGCUCUCCCUCUUCUAGAAUCCUCCACCUCCCUCAAGCACUUUCUCCGCCAGGGCGCGCCUCCUCCGCUCCUCUUCAGCUUGGUCGUGGUGGUUUCCUCGCGGAGUUGAUCUUCCGAAGAGGAGGCGGAGCAGAGGCGCCGCGGAAUUUCAGAGAGGAAAGCGCAAAGCCAGACAUUUGGAGACUUGAAAUUUUUGAAAUAUCUUUUGUUUCGCAUAAAAUUUGUUUUGAAUUGAAGUUCUGUUUCGUGCUUGAGGCUUCAGGUGUGAAGUGUGUGAGUAUACAGCUGGUAGUAGCGCGCUCUAGGUUUGAAGUAGCGCGCUCUAGUGGUUCAGGCGUUCCUGCGUUCGUGCGUUGUGUUUGUUAGUUCGUAGGUCAAUAAGAAAAGAGAGCGGAAAAAUUUGCUACAGGGGUCGCGUGUCUUUGGUUCAGGGGUUUUGGGUUCGAGGAUUUUUUGUGCAAGUGUUUGUGUCCAAGUGUUUUCGGUUCAAGAGCUUUGGUCCAAGUGUUUUUGGUUCAAGUGCUUUUGGUUCAGGUGUUUUUGGUUCAAGUGCUUGGAGGUUGGUGGGGUAAUUGUUGAAGUUUUAUUUAGCUCUUUGAUACUCGUAUACUACCUGCUACUGCUACUUACCGAUACAACUUUCUUCUAUAUUCACUGUGAAACAAUAAAACGACUAGUUGCUACGUGACCAAGAAAAAAUGAGGUUCGUUGUAGAGGCCAAUUACAUCAAAUGAAUUUUCUUGUCAAUAGAGGAGAUUUACUUGUCAGUAUAAGAGGAGCAUGGUCCUCGGAAUCGAAUGCUGUCGUUACGUCAAUCGCGACGCAGCUCGCUCAACUUUCGAAUCUUGCACAUCAGGAUGACUCUAGUGAAUUCAAUUUUUGUCCCUGGUUUGAUGAACAGUAUAAACUCAAUUUCUUUAUUACGGCUAACUUCAUAGAUAUCUCCUUCUUUCGUGGUUUAUUCCAGUACACGGCCACACACUAGUAUGUGAAAGAAUGUGAAAGAUACAGAUCGUUGGUUUCUGCUCGUAGGUGAUGCGACUGCUCGGGCCAUUCUUUAUAGGCCCUACGAUUGGGCGGGCCAUGUGAGCCGCAUUAUCUUCUUCCAAGAAUCAUUCUUCCUUUUCUACUGGCAAGUCUGGAGUAACUGUGAUGUACUUAUUUGCAUGAACCUUUGUUCUAUAUAUAAUGAGAAGAUGAUCGUCGCAUUAUCCUUGGCGAAUGUUAAAUCGCUGCGAUGAAUCUUGAAUGUACAAGGUGAGCUUACUAGAUUAUGCCGUUUUGAUUGAAGAGGGUGGCCGCGUCGUCUGUCCAUCGAGACCCACGAAUUUAGCCAUGCAGCCCCGAGUCGUCGCGUAAGUUUUCCUCGUAAAGAAACUGUGGAGGAUGAAGGAAGGGGCUAGAAAAUGAACAUCAUUCAAGGAUACUUCUUUGUGCUAUAUAGUGGGAACGGAUACGCGUCGUGAAGGACGAGACUAAGAACAACUCUCAGAAUUGUUGUGCUUAUUCUCACACGAGGUGGGCGUUUCAUUUUCAAGGUAAGUACUUAAGUAGAAAAAUCUCCCUCUAGUAUGGUGCAUUUAUGACAAUUACAGCUAUUUACGGUUAGGCAGAGGCCAGGCGCGAACGUCUCGUCUAUCGAUUGUGGCCUGUCAAGUCAUAGCGGCAUUCCUACUAUUGUGAACUUUAGUACUAGUGCGUACCCAGCGUUCUUUUACCAUCGGGACUCCUUGUUUUCAGGAUGCUCCUUCGAGGUCACCUUUAAGAUGGGGGGUCUAACGACUCUAAAACGAAGAACAUGGCCCCUCAGGAGUAGAAUAUGCUCAUUGCAGGGAGGUCUAGUACCGUCCCAGGUCUUUCUGUUUGUCUGUCGAAACAUUCUGCAGUAGCCUCUCCGGUUCAGUCUGGUCUCUUGCUGCGCCUCUGCGCCCAAAAAAUGAAUCUGAGUGAAACGCCAGAAAGAACAGAACAACAACUUGCGAACUUGAUU
This is a messenger RNA of Amoebophrya sp. A25, 8898 nucleotides long. The record is from the annotation of a GenBank genome assembly. Lineage: Eukaryota; Dinophyceae; Syndiniales; Amoebophryaceae.